This is a messenger RNA of Drosophila eugracilis, 1913 nucleotides long. RefSeq names its product Usher syndrome type-1G protein homolog (gene Sans). Gene Ontology annotation, molecular function: protein binding. The coding region runs from base 267 to 1817 and encodes 516 amino acids. Lineage: Eukaryota; Metazoa; Arthropoda; Insecta; Diptera; Drosophilidae. The record is from RefSeq and is a predicted model, not a curated record. The transcript has 6 exons.
UUAACAAUUUCAUUCAACAACAUGCAGUCGGAGCGGUAGAAAGUGCUUCCGGGUAACUGCUUUUGGUACGUGCAUAUUCUAGUGAUCGGCAAGCAAAAGAAAACUUUCGGUUCGGUUGGCUAAAAAGAAAAGUGUCAAGUUGUCCAGCUGGGAAACUCCAAAUCCUGCAUUUGAAAAGCUGUCUUAAACCGGGACAUUAAAACUGGAAGUUCAUAUAGAUUCGUAAUUUUCAUCGCCAGUCUGAUUGAAAGAUAACACAGUCGAGAAUGUCUUCGGAUCGGUUUCACAAAGCCGCCAAAGAUGGGCUGUUGGAUGUGCUGGCUGCAGCCACCCGUAAGGAUACUAAUGCGAAGGACAGCGAUUCCAUGACGCCGGUCAUGUGGGCAGCCUUCGAAGGCCGUCUGGAUGCACUGCGUUUGCUAUGCGGCAGGGGUGGUGACCCCGACAAGUGCGAUCAGUUUGGAAACACAGCCCUGCAUUUGGCUUCUGCCAAAGGUCAUUUGCAUUGCGUCGAUUUUCUGGUUAAGUUCGGAGUUAACAUCUAUUCGCUGGACAUUGACAAGCACAGUGCUAAGGACUUAGCGGCUAUUAAUGGGAGAGACGAGAUAUUACGCUAUUUGGAUGUGGCCUUUACAAACUUCGAAACAAAUGAAAAAAAGAAAUCCAAGGCCCUGAAGGAACUGGCCGAAAAAAACUGCGAGAAACGAGUGAGAGAGUACAUGAAGCGGCAGCAGCAGCGCCAGGAUCCGGAUUAUGCCGACCUCAGCCCUCCUAGUGGUCCUUCAAAGUCUGGUAAUAUGCUGUCCACACUCAAGCAAAAGAUCUGGUCCAGUCAGGGCAACCUAAACAAGCCGCCAAGAGACUCACCUCCUCAGCCUGGUCCCACAAAGUUUAGCGAUCUGGUUGGGAGUGGUAGCAGCAGCAGUGGCGGCUCCACGAUAGCCAGUCGAGCGGGAACGGUUCAGAAGAGGCCGUCGCAGCUACAGAAACAGCAUAGCAGUACAUGUCCACACUCGAAGAUUGCCAGCGACUCAGAUGGAGGUUUCAAAGUGCGGGAACUGGAGCCGGAUGGCAAGCGGACGAUUACAUCCCUAACGGGUCUGCAGCGAGACUCCGAAGUUAUGUAUGUGGGAACCUUUAGUUCCAAUGACGAUAGCAUCGGCAAGCGGGGCAAGAUCACCGAUGUAUUCGAGUGCAUGGAGGGCGAUGAGACGGAUAACAAUGAUAACCGCAGUGGCUACAGUUCGACUUUGGCGCGUUCUUUCUCUCAACCGGAUAUUCUGGGCGAGGGUCAGUUGACCCAGGAACUAAGCGAAGAAGUGACCCUCCAGAGACCCGUGGGUCUCUUUGACAGACCCACCAUGCUAGGCAGCAUAGCCUUUCGUCGUUCCGUUACAGCUGCAUUGAGUCAGCUCCAACUGCAUACGGACACUAGUUCCACAUCCACCAUGAGAAAUGCGGGCAGUAAUCCACCGAAACCUCGAAAUGGCGGUGGGAAAGGUCGCCUAUAUUUGAACCUAUCAGAUGACACGGAUUCCGAGGGCGGUGGUCAUGAUAUUUACAGCGAUGAUGACGACGACGAUCGAGAUACCUCGGGUAGUGCAUUGCAAAGAUUUUUGGCCGUUUGGGCCCUGGAAGAAUACCUACCAGUAUUUCAGAAGCAAGAGAUCGAUUUGGAGACCCUGAUGCUGCUCACGGAGUCUGACCUCAAGUCGCUGGGACUGCCGCUGGGUCCCUUCCGUAAACUCACCUUCGCCAUCCAGGAGAGACGCAAUGCCCUGGCGAAUCCCGGUCCCCUAGUAGACAGUCGACUGUAGUACUUGGCUUAUUUAUUCUAUUUUUUCGUAAUACUUCAACAUUUUCUAUUAGCCUAGUGUACAUACUAAAUUAAAACCUAAAACUAAUCACUCUAA